Molecule: messenger RNA, 1134 nt
Organism: Pseudocercospora fijiensis CIRAD86
Lineage: Eukaryota; Fungi; Ascomycota; Dothideomycetes; Mycosphaerellales; Mycosphaerellaceae
Exons: 7
Coding region: 1-1134 (377 amino acids)
Source: RefSeq, a predicted model, not a curated record
AUGCGCUUGACAUCCUUCAUUGGCAAGCCAAUGCCACGAUUGGACAAGCGAGCGGACUCGAGCAUCCCACUGUACUCGAUCGAUGGCUUCUAUGAAGCUCCAGCUGUGGGACUCGCUGCACUCAUCCUUUGGGCAUUCGGCACCUACCGCAAAGCACCUGGCCGCUCCGCGCCUGCAUCCAGCGAUCAAGAGUUUGCCUCAUGUCAUCCACACAUGGCACCUAACGAAAAGUCCCACGAGCGUGAAAAUACCACUACACUCCUCGACAGAAUGAGCAUUUUGGUCACCAACAAUAGAGACCUGCUGGCUAUUGUGCUGACGGCAGACCAGUCUUCACUCACGCGCUGGACGCCACCACCAUUCCUGCUCACCCAACUUGCACAAGAAGAAGAAGAAGACAAUGACAGCGACAAGAGCAUCAGCACGUCUGGCGGCGCUUGCAAUCCAAAACCUCAUCGUCCGGCCCGCCUGAUCGGCCCAGCACGCCUUGCCGACACGGCGGCAGCAAGGUCCGUGCUUCGGACACCAGUGGCUUCGGCCAAGAAAGAGACAGCAAAGAAGCCGCGCCGUGAGCGAGACUUCUUCACCUCGACACCACACUACCAUCCGCCUCACUCGCUCAUGGAGGCCACACCAGCCAUGCUGCGCGAUGACUUCGCCGCCAUUUUCGGAGACGCCGACAGAGUCGAAGCGACUCUCAUCAAGAAGGAGCCCGCGGUUGACUCGCUCGGCCAGAUCGCGCAUGGCAGCCACGCGCGCGCGAAAGAAGAGAAGGCCAAGCGCCUUGAAGACUUCAAGAAGAAGCAAAACCGUCGCAAGACCAGCAGCCGCAAGGACGAUGGCGCACGCGGUCGGCAGCAGGUGCAGCUCAAGGGCGACAACUGGGUCCUCUUCGACGUUGUUCGCGGCUACCCACCAACACUCGAAUCAGAGCCACCAGCAAUCUUCACCAAGUACGAGCGCUUUGAGCCAGGUAAUCGCAAGAUCGUCGCAUACAAUCUCGAGUCAUUCUCUGUGGGUCUGAAAACCACCCCACCGCAUUUCGAGGGCUGCGAGGUACAGUACGCCAAAGCCGGACCAAAGCUCGUCAAGAUCUCGAAGGGCAAGGAGGCGGCAGAUACAGCUACACCAUGA